AUGGAGUUUGAGCAGCUGGAGAUUGGCAAGAAGUCGAUUACCAACGCCAUCGCGCGGCAGGAGGUUACAGACUAUUAUGACUUGCUGCACCCCAACGUCCUGCUCGUUUCCCACUUCCGCUACCCUCCUCUGUCGCCCGUUAUUGCCGAUACCAUCCCCGCAUUAGACCGUGUGUUGCGCAAGGAAAACAAAAACCUGUCAGGCGUGACUAAGGGCCAUAACCCGUGGAAGGUGCCCGAGUUCCUGCAAACCGGCGCGGUCACAAAAUCAGCACCUGUGGCAGCUCCAGCAGUUACAGCCACAUCACCGACUACCACGUCAACGACAGUAACUACCCGAGCGAAUUCACCACACUUAGCAGGAACACCCACGAGAGCGUCGAUUGUGCCUAAAGCGCCUGGGGGAAGGCCUGUUGCCCGUGGGUUUGCGGCUCGGAAGAGGAGGGGUACUUCCACGAAUGGAAGAUCCACUGCUACGGGUGAUAGAUCCACUUCUGCUGCCACACGGGAAAGGCGUGAGGAUCCCAACAAAAAGAAGCAGCGGCAGUCCACCAUUACGGGGCCAUAUGAGGCCGAUAUUGUCGAAGGCCCGCUCCUUGUUACGGCACGCUUUUACGCUAUAUUGCAAUGGAUGAAUCAAGGUGCCCAUAUUGCAGAUACGGUCUUUGAUAUGGAGGCACGAAAGGUUGUGCUACAGGAAUCGGAUGUCGUUUUACAGCUUCCAGCUCCGAAGACUGAGGCGGAGUGGUAUGCGCAGCUUGGGCGGCAGCAUACAGACCGUAACCAGCGGCUUAGCAGACUUACUGUAACUUAUGGCCGCGAUUUGUUACUGUUUCGUGACGAGUGCUACUUCGAGGAUGGGUUCAUUGUCACGAUACACCGCUUUAUGUUGACACAGCAGGAGAUGCUCGACCUAUCGUCCCUUGUUGAAUACCACCAACAGGCGGAAAUUAACCGUCGCAUUGAGGCGAUGAAAGUGGAGCGUGACAACUUCUACGCUGCUGAACAGAGGCGUGUGAACGCAUUUCGUAGGUCAGUGGAACCGUUGCUUGACUUUACCUUCUGUGAUGUGAGUGACCCCAUUUUGCUUCUUUCUGUGGAGCCCGUUGCAGGGAAGCGUCAUAUCUGUAAGGAUGUGCGGCCCAAAAAUGUUACCGCACUGCCGCCGAUGGGUUACGGAGCCCAGCAGAAUGACGCACAACGCGGAAAAGAUCAGCGCAUUGUCGUGAAGGCACGCAACAAGGCUGGCGACGAGGAGGUGUAUGAGUUCGUUGAUAAUUCCAAACCUCGCUACGACUUUCUCUACGACCCUAAGACCAAUGCAGAGAGCACCUUGCAGAAUCUUGCAGACAAGAUGAAGUCGAUGUUUUGCACCUCUAGUGUGCGUAUCAGUAGCUGUGGCAUGAGGUCAACAGAUCAAUUGGUGCCAGUCCUCCGGCGCCUUGUGGCAAAUGCCAUUAUGACGAUACGUGCGCUGGAUCUAAGCGACAACGAGAUCAGCACACUGCCGGACUUGUCGCUUCUUCCACUGCAGCGUCUACUGCUUCACAAAAACAAAAUAUCCGACUGGAUGGAGGUAGAGAAUCGCGUGUGUGUGCUUCCGCUGCUGGAGGUGGUGACACUGCACGGCAAUCCCAUUUCCGAAAGCAACGAGCAGUACCGGCAGGAGCUGCUGGCGAGGCUCUUACGGCACCCAAGGCGUGCAGCGCGUGUGCGACAAGUAGACUUCGUGACUCUGACAGCGCAGGACCUUAACAUUGCAGGGACGUUUGAAAUGUUCACCACAGGGAACACAAGUGUUUUGGAGAAGGCGCGGAAGUUCAAUGUUUCUGACGUUAGGAAAAAAAUAUAG
Messenger RNA from Trypanosoma brucei brucei TREU927, 1851 nucleotides. RefSeq lists its product as hypothetical. The coding region runs from base 1 to 1851 and encodes 616 amino acids. The transcript has a single exon. The record is from RefSeq and is a predicted model, not a curated record. Gene Ontology annotation, molecular function: protein binding. Lineage: Eukaryota; Euglenozoa; Kinetoplastea; Trypanosomatida; Trypanosomatidae.